Molecule: messenger RNA, 537 nt
Organism: Abrus precatorius (Indian licorice)
Lineage: Eukaryota; Viridiplantae; Streptophyta; Magnoliopsida; Fabales; Fabaceae
Product: WUSCHEL-related homeobox 7-like
Exons: 2
Coding region: 1-537 (178 amino acids)
Biological process (GO): plant organ development
Molecular function (GO): DNA binding; DNA-binding transcription factor activity
Source: RefSeq, a predicted model, not a curated record
AUGAAGGAGGGUAUGUCAGGCUUUUAUAUUAGAUCAGGAAAUGUGGGUGGUAAUAAAAGUGGGAACACAAGUGGCACUAAGUGUGGGCGUUGGAAUCCCACCACUGAACAAGUUAAACUUCUCACUGAACUCUUCAGGUCAGGGCUCCGCACCCCAAGCACUGAUCAGAUUCAAAAGAUCUCCACUCAGCUAAGCUUUUAUGGUAAGAUAGAGAGCAAAAAUGUGUUCUAUUGGUUUCAGAACCAUAAGGCUAGGGAAAGACAGAAGCGCCGUAAGGUCUCCUUUUAUGAGAAGGAUGUGAUUCCUAGAGAAAAUUUUAUGAAUGCUUCUACACAAAAGAUGUAUCAAGUUUCGGAGCCAGAUAGGGUGAUUGAGACUCUUCAACUCUUCCCCUUAAACUCCUUUGGUGAAUCAGAAUCAGAGAAGCUGGAGUACUUGCAUGCAGAUGAAUGUGGGGGUAGUAAUUCAAUGUUUUCAUACACAUUGGGAGAACAAAUGGAGCACCCACCAUUAGACCUGCGCUUGAACUUUGUGUAA